AUGCUGAAUUACCAUGCCAAGACAACAUUGUUGAGGCUAUGUAGGUUUGUUUCCGCAUAAUGUGUCAAAUUGUGGAUUCGUUUCUUUAACGGUGUAAUAGCAUAGGAUAUAGUAAGUAUAUAUAUUGAGCUAAAGAACCAAUAUCAGCUAUUGGAAGAUCAAUUAAUUUCAAAAGAAACUGAAGCAAGAAAAGACAUCCAAAAUUUAAUAACAAUAAAAAGAAUACGCGGAAGACUUAUAAGACACAUGCGAAGAGAUGUAAAAAUAAUUGGAGAAAUCUAAUUCAUAAAUAUUAGUAUUGAAAUGAUUAGUAUUACGGAAGCAAUUAUCAAAAGAGAUAGUUAGAAUGAAGAAAUAAAUCGGGAUUUCAAGUCAAGAGCGAUUAAAGACUGA
Molecule: messenger RNA, 393 nt
Organism: Paramecium tetraurelia
Lineage: Eukaryota; Ciliophora; Oligohymenophorea; Peniculida; Parameciidae
Exons: 1
Source: RefSeq, a predicted model, not a curated record